Fundulus heteroclitus (mummichog) is the source of this 1740-nucleotide messenger RNA. Its product is annotated as olfactomedin-4-like. Lineage: Eukaryota; Metazoa; Chordata; Actinopteri; Cyprinodontiformes; Fundulidae. The record is from RefSeq and is a predicted model, not a curated record. The transcript has 9 exons. Gene Ontology annotation, biological process: signal transduction. Bases 143 to 1621 code for a protein of 492 amino acids.
CUUGCUCCAAAACACCUGAAUUCCCUCAUCAGCAGUCAUUUAGCUCUGCAGAGCACGGUGGGAGUGUUCUGUGAUUUAGAAACUUCAGCUGCACACACGGCAUCUUGUUCAAACGUCAGUUUAUCCAGUUCGCUGAUCCAUCAUGAAACUCUCUGCCAUCGUUCCACUGUGGGCUCUUCUCUCUCUGACCCAGCAGGCAGCUCCACUCGAAAAGUGUUCAUGUGACCUGAAUCUUGAAGAAAAGGCAUUCCCUCAUGACAAACUCCAAACAGUGGAAGGCAAUGCAACAGACUGCAAAACCCAUGUCACACCAGAGAAGGCUCUGGAGCUGGAAAGUCUGCUGAUGGGACUGGAGAAACGUCUCACCCAGCUGCACAAUGACGUGACCAUCCUGGAGAACGAGGAUGAUGGGGAGCUGUAUGGAGUUCUCAGUCUGUUUGUUAUUGAAAACGAAAUGGUUGAGAUUAGGCAGCUGAUGGACAAGCUCAACAGAACCACUCUGGAAUACCAAGUCCUCACUGCUGACACCAUUCAACAGCUGGAGGACUUGAAAACUGAAAUGACCAAACUGGAGAAGUUUGACACCAUGGAGGUGGUAAAGGGACGAAAAGUCAACAGGCAGCUGAAGAUUGCCCUGGAAAAAUGCAAGAGUGGUGUUAAUACCAAUGUCGCACCCACCCAGGAACUAUAUGGCACAUGUGAACGAGGUCCGCUCCGGAAAGUCACUGGGCCUGUUGUCAACACAAAAGGAGAGUUCUCUGGCGAUUAUCCAUAUGGGGCUUGGGGUCGUGACCCCAAACCAGAGGCGGGGAAGGACAGAUGGUACUGGGUGGUACCACUGACCUCCAGCCAGUACGCAAACUAUGUCCGUUUCUACUCCAGUCUUAAUGCUCUCGUCUUCGGGGUGAACAAUCCAGAGUCAAGAAUGCACAACUCUGGAGGAGGACCAGACGAUGAAGACGGAGAAUGGCUUGAGGAAGAAGACGGAGAGGAAUUGUUACAGUGGAGAGGUCCAGGUAACAUACAGAUUUCCCCUUCUAACCCAGCAACCAACACCAUUCAGGGUCCCAAUAACGUUCUGUAUGGAGGUGCUCUGUACUACAACUGUUACAACCAAGAUGCUGUUUGUCGAUUCAACCUCACCACCAAAACUGUGACCAACGUAAAACUACCCAAAGGAACCAGGUAUAACUCAAAGAGUAAUUUCUGCCACCUUGAGAACUGCUUCCUCUUCACCGACCUGGACAUGAUCACAGACGAGUCAGGCGUCUGGGUUGUCUACACCACCACACAGGCUUUAGGCAAUCUGGUUCUGUCCAAGGUAGAGGAGACUGAGCCACCGAGCCUCAGUAAAACAUGGACCACUUCAGUCUACAAGCGAAGUGUGUCCAACACAUUCAUGGCCUGUGGUGUCCUCUAUGCAACACGAUACAUUGACACAAACAUGGAGGAAGUGUUUUACUCUUUUGACACUACGACAGGGAUGGAGAAUUUCAAGGUUGGCAUCUUUAUAAACAAGGUGUCUCCUAACAUUUACUCUUUGAACUACAGCCCGGUGGACCAGAUGCUCUAUGUAUACAGUGAUGCUAAGAUGGUCUCCUACAAGGCUCUGUUUGGGUAGUCUCAUAUUUAUUCUUGAUAGGCAUGACAAUUAGAGUUGUCAAUUUUUAUCAUCAGUUCAUAUCAGGUAAUAUCAGUAUGGUUUCAAUUAAUGUUUAAACACCCUCCUUUUUCCAGUUU